Molecule: messenger RNA, 720 nt
Organism: Lagenorhynchus albirostris (white-beaked dolphin)
Lineage: Eukaryota; Metazoa; Chordata; Mammalia; Artiodactyla; Delphinidae
Gene: STMN4
Product: stathmin 4
Exons: 6
Coding region: 70-720 (216 amino acids)
Biological process (GO): microtubule depolymerization; neuron projection development; regulation of microtubule polymerization or depolymerization
Cellular component (GO): neuron projection; cytoplasm
Molecular function (GO): tubulin binding
Source: RefSeq, a predicted model, not a curated record
CAGCGUCCUGAGCUGGUGGCAGACCUACCCUGACUUUCACUAGGACUCACCUCUCACAUUCCAGAAAACAUGACCCUCGCGGCCUACAAAGAGAAGAUGAAGGAACUCCCGCUGGUGUCCUUGUUCUGCUCCUGUUUCCUGGCAGACCCCCUGAAUAAUUCAUCCUAUAAAUAUGAAGGCUGGUGUGGGAGAGAGUGUAGGAGAAAAGAUGAAAGCCAGCGGAGAGACAGUACUGACUGGAGAGAAAGAAGAGAGCAGGCAGACACGGUGGACCUGAACUGGUGUGUAAUUUCCGACAUGGAAGUCAUCGAGCUGAACAAAUGUACCUCUGGCCAGUCCUUUGAAGUCAUCCUGAAGCCACCCUCCUUUGAUGGGGUGCCCGAGUUCAAUGCCUCCCUCCCCCGGAGGCGAGACCCAUCGCUGGAAGAAAUCCAGAAGAAACUGGAAGCGGCUGAGGAGCGAAGGAAGUACCAGGAAGCUGAGCUUCUGAAGCACCUGGCAGAGAAGCGAGAACAUGAGCGGGAGGUGAUCCAAAAAGCCAUUGAGGAAAACAACAACUUCAUCAAGAUGGCAAAGGAAAAACUGGCUCAGAAGAUGGAGUCCAACAAGGAGAACCGGGAGGCCCACCUUGCCGCCAUGUUGGAACGGCUGCAAGAGAAGGACAAGCACGCGGAGGAGGUGCGGAAAAACAAGGAGCUGAAGGAGGAGGCCUCCCGGUAA